Molecule: messenger RNA, 5286 nt
Organism: Betta splendens (Siamese fighting fish)
Lineage: Eukaryota; Metazoa; Chordata; Actinopteri; Anabantiformes; Osphronemidae
Gene: rpgrip1
Product: RPGR interacting protein 1
Exons: 33
Coding region: 202-4239 (1345 amino acids)
Biological process (GO): non-motile cilium assembly; retinal rod cell development
Cellular component (GO): photoreceptor connecting cilium
Source: RefSeq, a predicted model, not a curated record
GGGAUUAGGUGGCAUCCUGCAAGCACAGAGCAGAGACACACUCACACACUUAGCCUGCAGAUUAGAAUGAACACAAGCUAAAGCAGGAACGCGGAACCAGAAGCAAACUGCGUUCGGUGGGCGACGAACAAUGUUUGUGCUUUCUUUCUGAUGGAGGCUGUUGUGAUCUCUCAAACUGUAAAGUCUGAGUGAAGAGGUGCGAUGUCACCAGUGGUGGACGAGACAGCGGGGGAUCUCCCAGUCAGAGAUGUUGGACUGAUGAGGGGGGGGCUGAUGCCCACAGUCCCAGAUACCCUACGAGAUGUGAAGGCAUGGAAGAAGCAUCAUGUCAUGAAGACCAAAGAUCCUCAGCACGUGUUUCGGUUUCCCAGGGAGCACCUGGAGGACCUGUGCCUGCGGCUGCAGGAGGAGAACGGUGUCCUAAGACAACACACGCGUACACAGGAGCAGAGGCUCCGCAGGAUGUCCGCCAGGCUGAUGCGUCUUCGACAGGCUCCUCCUGGGUCCAGUGGUGCAAAGGAGAGGGACAUGGAGGACACCAUCCAGGAGCUGGAGGCGCGUGUGGCUUCACUGGAGAGCCAGAAAGGGGUCCUACAAAACAAGCUCAGCCUGGCCAAGCAGCACAUUAUGGACCUGGGGGGGCGCAUGCAGCACCGCUACAGUAAAGGUAAAACUAUGGAGCUGGAGGCUGGAGUUAGGAGAGCAGCUCAAACGGCCCCCCCUCGCUACGGGCCCACUCUGGAGGACCCCAGGGGAGAGAUGGAGAGAUUCAGGUCCAGUAUAGCGGAGCAGGUGAGGAUGGCAGAGCUGGAGCUGAGCGCCCAGGCCCUCAGAGACACGCUGAAGGAGAAAGAGGCAGAAGUAGAGGGAACCCUGAGAGAGAUGAGAAAGCAGCAUGCGGACAGACACAGAAUAACUAUCAGAGAGAAUGUCGAUAUCAUCCGUCUGCAAAAACAACUUUCAGAAAAGAGCACAGCCCUGAGAGUCACCCAGGAGAAGUUUAAUGACCUGCAGGAAGCGUAUGAGAAUCAGUUGGAGGAGAGGCAGCGGUCGUUAACGGAAAGCCAGGGAGCUCUGCUGCAGAAGGUGGAGGAGCUGUCUGAACAGCUGAAGCAGGAGAGGCAGCGAGCCGUGGCGCUGGAGGGACAACUCAGCACCACCAACCUGUCCCUACAGACCCUGGACAAGCAACAGGAGAGGAUAUCAGACCUGGAAGGAGAGAGGGAUCUGAUAAAGAAAAACUAUGACACCCUACUUGAAAGUACUUUAUCUAACCAAUGCAAUGACAAUGGACAAGCGGGAAAACCAACAGAUGUGGAUCAGGAGAGUGAAAAAGUCUUCAGGACCGAUGUCCAGCGACUGGAGGAAAUGCUGCGAGCAGAGCGGGAGCAGAGAGGGAGACUGGAAGUGGAGCUGGAGGAGCUGAGACAAGAAAAGGAGUCGUUGCAGGAGCAGAGGGAGCAAGAGAGGGAGUUAUCUGUGACGAGCAGAGACACGAGAGAGCGUCUAGAGCAGGAGGUUCUUCAGUACAGAGAACAGGUCUCUGCUCUGCAGGACAGACUGGACUCUGUCACUGAGGUGUUUGACAUGAGUGUUGAGGAGCUCAGUGAAACUCUGUUGCAGAUUAAGGCAUUUAGGAUGCAGCAGGAGAGCAGGGAGGGUCUGCGUUUCCUCUUAGCUGAUGGGAAGGUGACGGAUUCGCCCCACGAGCCGGUGAACGCCCAGGCACUGCAGGCUGAGACUGUCCUGGAGCUUCAAAAAACCAGGAACCUUCUACUGCUGGAGCACAGGAUCAGCAAAGACCUGCGAGAGGAGCUAAACACCGUCAGCCAGAAGAUGGAGAGAGAAAGAGAAGAGAGCCAGAGAAGAGUAGCAGAGAAAGACAAACUUUUGGCAAAGCGAGCGUUGCAGAUCAACACGUUACAAGCUCAGUUAAAGGAAUUGGCCUACAGCCCCAGGAACUACAAACGCACCAUACCAGUGCAGUACACAUGGCCGGCUGGGGAUCAGGAGGUGGUACAGCCCAUCGAGGACGACCUGGCCUUUUCCCGGCUGAGGCCCGGAGAGUCGAUGUUGGAGAUUCACCUCAAGGCUGCCACAUUCACUCCAGCAGGACUCAGAACGAUGGGCAACGUCCACCCUGGAGUGGACGUUAGUGAUGAGAUUGUGACCUUCUGCACCUACAGCCUCCUGGACUUUGAGGUCCACUCCACCCCCCUGGUGUCCGGCGACCAGCCCAACUUCGGCUUCACGUCCCGCUAUGCUCUGACAGCCCAUGAUCUGGGCAGGCUAGGGGGUCAGGGGUCAAGGGUCAGAGUGGAGCUCCACCAGGCGUUAGGAGGGGUCAGGUUUGUGACGCAUGGAAGUGGGCAGAUGUCUCUCAUUGGCGCUGUAGAGAGGAGAGGGGAGCGAAUCAGUGGCUGUGUCACUAUUACAGGCUCUGAGGGUGGAAUAGUUGGUGUUGUGGAUUUCUGGGUGCGUCUGUUCCCUCCUGCAGAGCCCAUGGACGCCGUUACUGAGAGACCAGCUGACAGGAGAACAGCAGCAGACAGGAGCCUCGUGCCGGCCUUCUAUGGCUGGCAGGAAGGCCAUGAGUUACAUGACUACGGUGGAGGGAUCCCAAAUGAGUUGGUGGUGACGUUGGAGCGCUGCGUGGGCCUGAAUACGCGCUGGCCUGGACUCCUGCCUGAUGCCUACCUGACAUUCAGGUUCUACGACCUGCCCCCUCACGUCUCUCAAACCGUGCAGUGCAGCGCUGACCCGGUGUUCAACGAUACCACCAGCUACCCCCUGGCAGUGUCAACACAUGUGUUGCACUAUUUGAGGUCUAGUAGUCUGUGGGUUUAUGUGUUUGAUGACAGCGAUGACCAAGUACCACCCACCUAUCUGGCCAAGACCCCCAUCCCACUGCGAGCCUUGGCUGCAGGCAGAGACAUCAGAGGGGACUAUGUCCUGAGGGAUGCAGCUGGUGGGCCUCGAGGCAUGGUCAGGAUCAUGGUUAGGUGGAAGUACCCCUUCCAGCCACCGCCAGACCACCUGCUGAACAAAGAGAGGAAGGAAGCAAACAAGCAAGGCAGUGCAAAGGAAAGCACUGAGAGGGAAGAGAGGAGGAAAGACAUGGCUGAGGUGUCACAGAGGCCUGUAGCCAAGCCCAGAGUGAAGACUCAGCUGCUCGAGGUAAGAGAAAUGGGAAAGAAGGAGACAAAAGCCUGGAGGGGCUCACAAAACAGUAGAAAAGAGAAGACCACAUCUUUGAGCCAGUCCAGAGACAGGAAGCGAUCCACCAACAGGUCCCCUGACCUUUAUGCAGACACAAGCCUUCUGACACCUGAGCCGAAACAGACAACCCCCUCUCAUUUACCUACUAGCAAAUCUUCAGAGAGAACAUCUUCCAGACAAACACCAGACACUCUGUCCAGGAGAAGCUCAGCUAGCAAUGCUUGGACUUCGGAACUUCCCUCUGUUGAUCAGAGGUCUAUGGAUGAAGACAAGGAUGAAGAGGAGAGGAGUGAGAGUGCUGCUGCAGGAGACAUCGAAGCCCCCGACUCCUCAGAGUCCAGUACCUCACAAAGCGACAUAGUCAUCAUUCCACCAAAACGAAAAAUAAAAAAGGGAGACAAACUGAAAGUCGAGAUUCUGUCGCUGACGUUUGAACCGUCAUCACAUGUGGCGUUGGAUGAGUCGGUGCAGCGGGUUUACGUGGAGUAUCGGCUGGUAGGGGUUCCCAUGGAAACGACAGAGACGCCGAUGUCCCUCCGUAAACCCAUGGAAGGGGAGGAAAUUCACUACAACUUCACACGAGUGAUCUAUGUGGAUGGUUCUCAGUCAGCUCCACUUAGACAGUAUCUCUACACAAUGCUGGAGGGCACUGACCCCAACCACGGCAGGUUAAAGUUUACAGUAGUCAGUGAGCCUAUGGACGAUGACGACGAGUGUAUGGAUGUCGGACAUGCUUUUCUGGACUUACAGGAACUGCUGCUCACAGGAAAUGAUAUCAUCGAACAACAAAUAGAUAUCAUGAGUGUUGAUGAAGACAAGGAGGUGAUAGGAAAUCUAAAAGUGUCUCUGAAAGCUGCAAAAGCUCUGACUGGGAUAUAUCAGGAGUUUCAGCAGAAGGAUGAGAGGCAAGAAGAAGCGAAAGAUGAGGAGGAGAAGGAGGAGACAGAAGAAGAUCAAGAGGGAGAGAAGGAAAAAGAUCAGAUACAAGUAAUAGAUUAUGAUGACAGUGACUUCUACUGAAUGAGAUAAACAGGGAACUUGUCCAAAGCAUUAUGAAGGAGCUACUGUCAGUUUGUAGUAUGUGUAUAUUAUUAUUAUUAUUAUUAUUAUUAUUAUUGUUGUUGUUUUUGUUAUUAUUAUUAUUAUUAUUAUAGAAAUCAAAUUAAUAAUCAAAUUAUUCCUUCAUUUUUGCUUUCAUGUGUGCACUAUAUAAUACGUGUAGUGAAAGAAACAAAAGCUUUAUUUAUCCAGAUUGUUAAGAAUAACUGUUGUCAUUAGUUGCCAGUAUGUUGUACUGAGCACUGUAUCCUUCAAAUUGUAAAAAUGACUGAAUAAACGACUGAAUCGUCUUCAAAGACUAUAGACUUCCGGCAUCUGAUUGACAGCACACCUGAUUCAGGUGAUGAGCAGUGGGCGGGGAUAACGGGAAAACAAGCAGGAGAGCAGCGAUGAGGGAUUGGUGGUGCUGCAUUAAAUGCAGUUUAAAUGUAUCGGAUUUUUAGGAUUUUGAACACUAACUAUAAUUACAGUUAUAUUAAAUAGUUUUUUUAGUAUUAUAGUAAUAGAGGUUGUUAGAAUAGUAAUGAUGAAUAAUAUUCCGUUUGUAUUCUUGCCUGCGCUUCCAAGUUCGCCAGGUUAAGUUCCCACCGCAACUGAAGGCGCCAUCAAACAGGAGACCUGGCGGUAACGGCUGAGGCUUGUCACACUUUUAAAGUCUUCGAACAACGUUUAGAAGAACGUGGGGACGUUUCUCGAGGCCGCUGGAAGCAGAAAGAUAGACUUUUUGACGUUUGUGUCGGCGUGACGCUAUUCGCCGCUAAGCUACUUGAAACUGCGGAGCUCUAAAUCCAAAGGCUGGCGCUGAAAGUUUGGUUAGCAUUAGCUUAGCACAUAAGCUCAGCCAUGAAGGAGACGAUGCCGGUGGUGAAGCACCAGCAGGCCAGUCAGCUGCUUCAUAACAAGUUCGUUGUGGUGCUGGGCGACUCCAUUCAGAGGUCCGUGUACAAAGACCUCGUCCUGCUGCUACAGAAGGACAAGUAUCUCACCUCGGCUCAGCUCAAGAGAAAG